AUGGCAGGUUUAGAUAAAGAUGAUAUAUCUUUGCCUAAGGCGACUGUACAAAAACUGAUAACCGAGAUUUUAGAUGAUGAUUUGACUUUUAAUAAGGACGCAAGAGAAAUUGUAAUUAAAUCCGGCAUAGAAUUCUUAAUGAUUUUAUCUUCAAUGUCUUCUGAAAUGGCAGAAAAUGAUUCGAAAAAGACUAUCGCUCCUGAACAUGUCUUGGCUGCAUUGAAAGAAUUGGAAUAUGAUUCUUUUGUACCGUUGUUAGAACACGCUCUAACUGAAUUCAAAGGUACACAAAGGAUAAGAGAAAGAAGGGAUAGUAAAUUUAGAAACUCUGGAUUAACCGAAGAAGAAUUGCUACGACAACAAGAAGAACUAUUUAGAAAAUCUAGAUCUAAGUUACAUCAAACAACAGCAACAACAACAACACCAAUACCAGUACCAGAUAAUCAUAUGAACAAUACAUCGACCAUUAAAGAAGAAAAUUGA
Messenger RNA from Arxiozyma heterogenica, 483 nucleotides. It is a transcript of the gene NCB2, whose product is annotated as negative cofactor 2 transcription regulator complex subunit NCB2. Gene Ontology annotation, cellular component: negative cofactor 2 complex. The coding region runs from base 1 to 483 and encodes 160 amino acids. Lineage: Eukaryota; Fungi; Ascomycota; Saccharomycetes; Saccharomycetales; Saccharomycetaceae. Gene Ontology annotation, molecular function: RNA polymerase II general transcription initiation factor activity; protein heterodimerization activity; TBP-class protein binding. Gene Ontology annotation, biological process: negative regulation of transcription by RNA polymerase II; RNA polymerase II preinitiation complex assembly. The transcript has a single exon. The record is from RefSeq and is a predicted model, not a curated record.